Messenger RNA from Mycena indigotica, 1077 nucleotides. Its product is annotated as RING-type domain-containing protein. The coding region runs from base 1 to 1077 and encodes 358 amino acids. Lineage: Eukaryota; Fungi; Basidiomycota; Agaricomycetes; Agaricales; Mycenaceae. The record is from RefSeq and is a predicted model, not a curated record. The transcript is spliced from 9 exons.
AUGUCUUCUCGUCGCGAGCCAAUGUGGUAUUGUCAUGAAUGCAACGCGGAAAUGCGUCCUCUAAUGGUUCCUGACCCAGUCUGUGCCUCUUGUCAUGGGUCGUUUGUUGAGAAAAUGGAGAAUCCCACUGACGACCCUCGCGAAUUCUCCCGGAUUGGUCCUGCUAUGACUGGCGACGAGAUGCCUAUUGGACUUGAAGCGUUUUUGUACGCGCUACAAGGUGCAACCAACCCUGCUCCGUCAAGUCCACGCACUCGAUCUACCAGAACAUUCGAAUUCCGCAACGGCAAUACGGGCAGGACAAUAAGAGUUGCUUCAGACGGCACUGGAGAAGAUCCAGAUCAACCUACAAUGGCAGAUUUCUUGCAACGUCGACCUUCGGAAGGAAUGGGCGGUGGUAUCAAUGGGUCACUCAUGGCGCGCUACCUGAUGGCCUUACUCGGCGGGCGCGAUCCGUUGGCGGAUAUGUUCGCACAAGGUGGAGACGCACAAUCAGGAAGGAUGGGGGACUAUGUCUUCAAUCAAGCUGCACUCGAUGAAAUCAUCACUCAGCUCAUGGAAAGCUCGAAUAAUGCAACCCGACCUGUUCCAGCGACUGAAGACAUUAUCGAGAAGCUUCCGCGCCAAGUUCUCGAGCUAGGGUCACCAAUGUUGGAGAAAGAUUGUGCUAUCUGUCAAGAACAAUUCAAGCUUGAAACGGAAGAUCCCGACGAGCAAAUUGUCGUGACUCUUCCUUGCACCGCUCACCACUCCUUCCACGAGCCAUGUAUUCUCCCCUGGUUAAAAUCUAGUGGAACAUGUCCCGUGUGUCGACAUGCACUCAUUCCCCAACCUGAACAUCACGGACCUCCUCCGCCCCCCAACAACGGGGGAAGCCCCAGUCGUCGUAGUCCUACCACCCCCACCAACCCUGGCGGAAUGUUGUUUCAGUCGCUUUUCGGCAAUGUCACAGGUGGCAGUUCCUCAGCCUCGGGCAGUCGCGGUGGCCAAAGCGGGAGUCGCAACCCUCGUCGGCGAGCGAGCUCGGACAGAGGACCAAAUAAUAUUCCCGGCGGAUGGGAAGAUGACCUUGAUUGA